GUGUCAUGUGUGUCAUUAAUACGUUCGUAAACAACAUCUUUUCACUGUUUUGAAAAUCUUGUGCUAAUUUUGUUUGAUUAGUUUAACAUAAUAUGCUACAGCUGCUAGUGCACCACUUUGCUAUCGAAGACCGAUGGACGAAUUUAAAAAUUUAAAUUGGCUAUGGAAAGGAAGCGGAUCAGCAGCAUCAAGUCUGUACAAGAAACAAAUCUCGGACGAUGAAAAGGACAUAUUCUUUUGCCAUCUCAACGAAAUCGACCACAUUCACCUACUGGACAACUAUGGAUUGGGAAAUGAUUUGCCCACCGAAAAUAAGUUCAUCCGAACCGAUCCUCGUACCGGCCAAGAAGUAACGAAAGAGUUGUACUACCACGGUAAUCCUUCGAAAACGGUUCUGUUUGCCCAAUUUCCCGAACGAUCGUCGAUGAAUUCGCAACAGCACCAAUCGUGUUUGAAUGCAAUUGCAAAGCUGAGAGGCGAUCCGAGUGGUGUAUCGAUGAGCGAUCGCAAUGAUAUUCGAGUCUAUGGGCAGUUAACGAUCGAGCGGAACAGGGAGAAAGCGAAAUUUUACGAAUUCGUGAAAAGUGAAUUCUACAAACGGAACAUCAAGAACUGCUACGAUCUGCAGACCGAACUGAAUAAGUUUAUAACGAAACGAUGGCAGGAUGCGGUCCAGAGCGCAUCGACAGCGAACAACACUUGCUAUCAGUUACAAUCGGCUAUUCCUAUCAGUCGAGCGGAUAGUGAUGGUGAUGCGACGGUCGAACACGAAAAAACAAUCAAGCAAACGGGUGUCGUAUUGAUGGUGAACCCCAAUAAGUACCGAAAUCUCGUACGGUUGAGCUGUCCGUUUUUGAACCAUUUUUUUUCGAACAUUACGGAGAUCACAUUGGAUCCACUAGACGACUCAUUCAUACAAAGUGAAUCAAUUGACGUUGUCAUCAGUCUAAAGACUCUCGCAGCAAUAUUGAGUUCUGCCAGAAUUCUAUCGACAGAUUGGAAUGUUACGUUCACCGUCAAAACGUACGAAGACAAGAACGUCGUCAUCUUUGAUGACCUGUUGCCGGCACUGUCAUUGGGUUGUUUGGAGAAGAACCGGCUCGCUUUCAUGCACGCCGUUAAGGCGAACAUUGUUGUUCCGAAGAAGAACGAGGUGUUUUCAUUCGAAACCAAUCAGUUCGUCGAACGAGUCGAUAGGACAUUCGAUCCAAAUUUCAUACGCCAGCCACAACCGCUGGAAGAGUCCGUAUCCAAUUAUAAAAUCUGGGAAUACGAAGAAUAUUUGCAGAAGUUCGGCGCAUCGGUUCCAUCAAGCGAGAGUCUCACUUUGGACACAAAUCGCACACGCCGUUUGUGGAAGGUGAAACGCAACAACGUCGACUGUUGUCGCUUGGUGGUCGACAGCAGCCAGGAUUAUUGCGAAAAACAGAAGGACGGCACUGUAAAGCACGUCAAUUUGUCACCGAAGCUAGAAUAUCAGUGCGAAUUCGGAGCCGAACAAAUGACUCUGGCGGAAUUGAUAGCAGAAUGGUGUGCAUUACGGUUCGGUCCCGAUACGAUAACUCAUCGAGUUCGUAUUAAUGCCAGCACAGGAGGUGUUACCGACAUGAAAGUGAUAACAAUUAGUGACGUUGAAUAUGACCUGCAACGACUGUAUCGAGUCAAAAGUGAAACGCUACUGGUACCGCUAUUGAACUGCAUUGAAAAAAUCAAACAAUUUCCCGCCAAUGAAUAUUUGCUCAGUCAUCUGGGGAAACAUAACGCUCAAGCGAUGGUCUAUGUUAAGUCUAUCGGGACAAGCUCCGGCAACACAAUCCGAAUAGCUGAUCUCUACAAAUCACGUGAAUCAGACUCUUCCACCCACCUAGAGACGAUAGAAUGGAAUCCAAUUGACGACACAAUAUGCACGGCUAUUCAUUCGGCGGUGAUGCCAUGUGCAUUUAAUCAUUGGGUCAACGGUAAAAAGCGAGGCGUAGCUGCUCCGUCCAAUGAUCGAUUGCUGAUGGUGGAGAAAGCUCUGCGAAAGGACCGGGAAAAGGAGGAAAAGGAACAAACCAAACAGAAUUUGAUCAAGAAAAGGCAAGGAGAGAAGAAGAAUCGCAAAGCGAAUCACAAACGGAAGCUUCUACAGGCAAAACGACCGAAAUUCGAGGGCGAAUCACUCGAUCCGAAUGUGUUGUUCGACGAGCAAGGGAACAUAAAUAUCUUAGAUCUGGUCAGCAGUGGUUAUGCCGGGGAAAAUCAUCAGUCGGGCGAACAGAAUAGUUUAUCGGAAUCGGUGUGCCUUGAGACGUAUUGCAGAGAUGCGGGCACUGUUCCUGACGAUUCCAUUGAAGGCUAAUUGACCGGACACACUGUGAUAUUGACGACAAUAAAUUUUGUUUAUUUUAGC
Messenger RNA from Bradysia coprophila, 2392 nucleotides. RefSeq names its product interactor of little elongation complex ELL subunit 2 (gene Ice2). NCBI's taxonomy places the organism in Eukaryota, Metazoa, Arthropoda, Insecta, Diptera, Sciaridae. Gene Ontology annotation, biological process: snRNA transcription by RNA polymerase III; snRNA transcription by RNA polymerase II; positive regulation of transcription by RNA polymerase III. Gene Ontology annotation, cellular component: transcription elongation factor complex. The record is from RefSeq and is a predicted model, not a curated record.